AUGGGAAAAUUACCAGAGGGUAGUAGAGAGAUACACCAUAGUUCACCUUUCACACAGGGUGCCAGAUCAUUGGGUCGACCAUCACCAUCCCAUGCGGCGCCCAAGGACCCCUACGUGCUCUUCAAGUCGCAGCGCGUCACUGUGGGGCAGCGCCCUCCAGAGGGAAGGCAUCGAAAGGCAGCCGCCCAUGCGAGCCAGCCAACCUUUCCAGGUCCCUUCCUGGUGUCCUUCGGCGGCCCCAAAGAUGCGGAGCAGCUGUCGGUGGAACUGUGGAACCGCUCCAGCGAUGAGAGGCUGCAGCAGGUGAGUCUCGACUUCAGCGACGAAGCGGUUUUCGGUCGCCGGACCUUCAAAACGUCUGGAAAUGGAAGUGUCGCGCUGACCUGGCGCUUGAACCGAUCCACGGCGACCACUGGAGAGUCGAAACUGCAGAUCCACCGCCUUUCGGCAGACGCACGGGACUUGCCCUGGUACCUGCUGGUCACUGGUCAAUCCUUGGACACUCAAGAGAGGUGGGAUUGGAAUGCCGAAGAGACCCAGCAGACCACAGAGCGGGAGUUGUCUUAUGACCCUCAAGGCUACUUGGUGGAACUUUGGCAGCCGGAAAGCACAGGAGACGUCUUAUUGGCAGAGGGUUCCCUCUUCCCCACAGUGUCGUCGACACGCAGCACGGUGGUGGUCGAUCUCUCCAACGGUGGUCGCCUGGAGAUUCUUUACAGCGUCGAGAUUGGGGUAGGACCGGAGCCCAGCCCCCCAGUGGUUCGCAAGGAAGUCCGGCUGCUGGAGGAAGCAGAACAGCAGCGCUUCCUACGAGCACUGCAGAGACUCAUGGAGAACCAGGCCGUCCCCAUCGUUACCAGGGGACGGCCUGGUGUUCCCGAAAAGGACGGCGUGCAGAGCUCCAGCUUCUUUCGGCUGGCGGCCUAUCACGGCUGGCCGGAGGACUACUGCGUCCAUGGUCAAGAGACAUUUCCAGGGUGGCACCGUGCCUAUCUCCGAGACUUUGAACGAGCUCUGAUCGAGGCAGACAAGGCCUUAAACAACGACGGGGACCUGGGCGUUCCCUACUGGGACUGGACCAGACUGGAGCUCAACGGUCAGAUCCUGCCGAACAUCAUUCGCCAAAGCUUCGAGGAGCUGCCCAGUGGCCUAGUGGAUCCUGCGCAGGCGCUCUCCGCUGCCCGGACCGAGCAUGGUGGUGCCGGUCGUUUGGCUGCGCUGGGUUAUCAGCUGCCCACAGAGGAGCAACUGCGACAAAAUCUCGUAUCGCUGCAGGUGGUUCCACAAGCCGAGAGCUCGUUGACGGUGCCUGAGCAUUGGCUGCACGCCUCGACCCGCUUCAGUAUGAGAGGAUUUUCCGUUGAGUCCUCACAUAACGGCGUUCACGUGGCGCUGGGUUUUCCCAUGAACACGGUUCCGUACGCUGCAUUUCAUCCUAUCUUCUUCCUGCACCAUUCCAAUGUGGACCGCAUCUAUGAGAAACACGUGCAGAUGGAGACACCAGAAGAAUGUGCGCGGGAGUUCGCGGCGCGGCAGCGCAGUUUGGCGGAGCAGGGCGAGACGAAUCGAUUUCUGCAGCCCUUGGAGCCGUUCCAGUUGAACGACAGGCCGCUGAUGCCUGCCGAUACCUUUGACACUGCUCGCUUAGGCUACGUGUAUGACGAGCUACCACCAGAUCCCCCGCAGCUGAUGACCGAAGAGCCAAUUUUUGUGGCCUUUGAGAACAUCCAGGUCCUUGCAUUGAAGCAGAAGAGCUACAAGCUGCACGUCUUCCUCACCUCCGAGGGCGGUUGGUCCUACCCCAGCAGCCACGACUGGUCGAGCAUCGCUGGCUACGCGGGGGCGGGCGCCAUUUUCGGGGGCCGUGCGGAGGAGUGUGAAAACUGCCGAAAGAGGCCGCCCUUCACCGUGUUGGUGGAGGUUCGUGCAACUUUGGAGAAGUUGGGCCUCAGCCGACAUGAAGCGGAGGCCGAGUCUCCGAGACACGUACGCAGAAAGGUGGCGUUGAUGGGAUGA
Messenger RNA from Cladocopium goreaui, 2016 nucleotides. NCBI's taxonomy places the organism in Eukaryota, Dinophyceae, Suessiales, Symbiodiniaceae. The record is from the annotation of a GenBank genome assembly.